CUCUCGGGCCAGAGCGCAGAACCAUCCAUCCAUCCGGCACGCCACGCUUCUCCAUCUCCAAACCCUGUACCCUAUAUAAACCCCUCGAGCCCCGUUCAUUCCACUCACACAAACACAAGUUUCCAUCCAGCAUUCUCAGACCGAGUGAGCCUACUUUUGGGAGCACGCAACGCAUGGCUCGCAUGGGGGCGUCGGUGCUUUCGAUCCUGCUCGCCUCUUGCGCCCUGGCGGCGGCGAGCUUCGACAAGGAGUUCGACGUUACCUGGGGUGACGGGCGCGGCAAGAUCCUCAACAACGGCCAGCUCCUGACGCUGGGACUGGACAAGGUCUCCGGCUCCGGGUUCCAGUCCAAGCACGAGUACCUCUUCGGCAAGAUCGACAUGCAGCUCAAGCUCGUCCCCGGCAACUCUGCCGGCACCGUAACCGCCUACUACCUGUCGUCGCAGGGGCCGACGCACGACGAGAUCGACUUCGAGUUCCUGGGCAACGUCACCGGCGAGCCCUACACGCUGCACACCAACGUGUUCACGCAGGGGCAGGGCCAACGGGAGCAACAGUUCCGCCUCUGGUUCGAUCCCACCAACGACUUCCACACCUACUCCAUCCUCUGGAACCCAAAGCACAUCAUCUUCAUGGUGGACGACAUGCCGAUCAGGGACUUCAAGAACCUGGAGGGGAAGGGGAUCGCGUUCCCCAAGAACCAGCCCAUGCGGCUCUACUCCAGCCUCUGGAACGCCGACGACUGGGCCACGCAGGGCGGCCGCGUCAAGACCGACUGGUCCCACGCGCCGUUCUCCGCCUCUUACCGUGGCUUCAAGGCCGACGCGUGCGUGGUGACCGCGGGCGGCCGGCCGCGCUGCGGCGCCAGCAUGGGCACGGAAGCGGCCCCGGGCACGGGCGCUUCCGGCGCGGCCGGCGAGUGGUACAACCAGGAGCUGGACCUGACGCUGCAGCAGCGGAUGCGGUGGGUGCAGAGCAAUUACAUGAUCUACAACUACUGCACUGACCCCAAGCGCGUCGCCAAGGGCGUCCCCGCCGAGUGCUCCAUGUAGUCCCCGUCCAUCAAAAGCAAGGUAGCAUUGGACCGUCCGUGUAUACGUCGAUCGCCGGAGGAAGACGGCCGGGGAUAGGGAAGAUGGGGGCGUCUGUAUUGUACUGUAUGAUAAAUAAGGACCAGUGAGGGGGGAUAAUGUGAAAUGGAGCGGGUGGUAGAUUCUUCUGUUUGCUCCUUGUCACGUUCAGAUCGUGUGUAAUAUAUGUCUCAUCUCGUUCUGUUCUUCA
Molecule: messenger RNA, 1281 nt
Organism: Hordeum vulgare subsp. vulgare (domesticated barley)
Lineage: Eukaryota; Viridiplantae; Streptophyta; Magnoliopsida; Poales; Poaceae
Product: probable xyloglucan endotransglucosylase/hydrolase protein 23
Exons: 3
Coding region: 174-1052 (292 amino acids)
Biological process (GO): cell wall biogenesis; xyloglucan metabolic process
Cellular component (GO): cell wall; apoplast
Molecular function (GO): xyloglucan:xyloglucosyl transferase activity; hydrolase activity, hydrolyzing O-glycosyl compounds
Source: RefSeq, a predicted model, not a curated record